AUAAAGGAAAGAAAGGACUAGCCUACCUGUGUUGCCUCUGACAAACCUCUGAAUUCACCGUGUUGUGUUGUGUGGCUGUGAAUCGGAAUACUUAUCAGCGGUCUACCUGACAAACUCCGAGGAUAGAACGUCGCCUGAAGUUACCGGCACACCUGAACAAGCGAACUCACCUGCAGAGACGCUACCGGGGCGGUUAUCGUGGAGUGUGGGCUUGGAGAAAAACAACGGAGAAAAAGAGAAAGAAAACGGGAUAGGUAGAAGGCAGAAACUACAGAGCUACAAAGUUUGUUGUUAAGGUGGAGAAGGAGGGAGGAGUACGCGAAGAAGGAGCGAGGGGAACAAUCCACACGGUUUAUUUAUUUUUUUCCAGCGGGAAGUUUUUUUUUCUCACGAGUUUACCUAGAGUUUAUUGAUUAGAGGAAGGCGACAGAUUAACCGUAAAAACCGACCAUGCCGCGAGCCUUCCUUGUAAAGAAGGCGAGAUACUCUCCCGGUAAGCGGAACUGGAGCGAGCUGCCAGACCACGAGCGCGGGUACGUCUAUAUCCCAGUGUCUGCAUUCCCCUUAUUGGAGGAGACUGAAGCCAGCCCAGCAGAGACCGCUCUCUGCCUCUCCACGACGACACGCUACGAGUUCACCAAACGCACGGAUUCCCUCCUGCGUGACGAGCACAGCGUGAUGACCCCGAGAGCGGAGCUGCCCUCGUGCACGUUGCUGGGUCGGGGGUUAGAGGUCAAGAGGAGGGCACAGAGCAGCACCUACGUCCGCUCCAAAAUCAAGGUGACUACAGGUGAGCUACCCAGUGAGAUUCCAAUACCUCCCCAGCCUGCCGUCCCCGAAAUCACCACCACACCUGUUGCCUUGACGACGUCCGCUACUGCCCCGGUCUCCACAGUAACGAAGUCAGGGACAGGUGCUCAGGCAUCGUUCGUGUGCCAGGUGUGUCAGAAGGUGUUCCUGUACCAGAGGAUGUUGAACCGACACCUGAAGUGUCACAGUGAUACUAAGAGACACCUGUGUAACCACUGUGGUAAAGGAUUCAACGACACCUUCGACCUGAAGAGACACGUCAGAACACACACAGGAGUGCGUCCCUACAAGUGCUCUCUGUGUGACAAGGCCUUCACCCAGCGCUGCUCUCUAGAGUCUCACAUGAAGAAGAUCCACAGUGUGACCCUGCAGUACGCCUAUAAAGAGAGACGCAACAAACUCUACGUCUGUGAGGAGUGUGGCCACACCGCCCCUUCCCAGGAUGCACUGCUCAAACACUACCACGCCCUCCACCCCAACUCCGCCUUCCUGAGGGCGAAGGGUGGGAGAGGGGAGGGGGGUGAGGAGUCAAUGCCCGGGUCGCCGCUUUCGAACAGUCAAUAUAGUGAUGAUACUACAGGAUCAGGGGGGCAGUAGAGGGAGGGAGGGAGGGAUGAGGAGAGGGAGUUGCGUUUUUUGACAAAACCAUCUACAGGGUCGUAUUCAUUAGGGCAUGUAAAGUAAUGUAUUCAUGACAAUUUAACGUUUCCUAUUGGACAGAUGCAAGGUCGUCUCUCCCUGUUUCAGGCCAUUUACUUCGGUUUCGUGCCUAAUGAACACGACCCAGGUAAAUGAAAUCUAACUAGUGGCAACGUGUGAGAUUAGGAUUGAGAUUAUGUCUAGUUUGAGAUUGUUAUGGUUCUUAUCAAGAAAAACAUAUAUAUUAUGCAGUAAAGGGUUUAAUAUUUAUUUUGUUAUAAAUUGAAUAUGUGUGUGUUAUUAUGAAUUUGAUUGAUAAAAAGAGACUGUUUGUUUGUUUUUGG
This is a messenger RNA of Oncorhynchus tshawytscha (Chinook salmon), 1793 nucleotides long. It is a transcript of the gene ovol1a, whose product is annotated as ovo-like zinc finger 1a. Gene Ontology annotation, cellular component: nucleus. Gene Ontology annotation, biological process: regulation of transcription by RNA polymerase II; epidermal cell differentiation. The coding region runs from base 451 to 1407 and encodes 318 amino acids. Gene Ontology annotation, molecular function: DNA-binding transcription factor activity, RNA polymerase II-specific; RNA polymerase II cis-regulatory region sequence-specific DNA binding. The record is from RefSeq and is a predicted model, not a curated record. Lineage: Eukaryota; Metazoa; Chordata; Actinopteri; Salmoniformes; Salmonidae. The transcript has 5 exons.